Penicillium odoratum is the source of this 2271-nucleotide messenger RNA. RefSeq lists its product as uncharacterized. The transcript has 2 exons. Bases 1 to 2271 code for a protein of 756 amino acids. Gene Ontology annotation, biological process: transmembrane transport. Lineage: Eukaryota; Fungi; Ascomycota; Eurotiomycetes; Eurotiales; Aspergillaceae. Gene Ontology annotation, molecular function: transmembrane transporter activity. The record is from RefSeq and is a predicted model, not a curated record. Gene Ontology annotation, cellular component: plasma membrane.
AUGUUCUCGGAAUAUGCCUCACGCUUCCUCGCUCAGUCACAGUCACGAGUAGCAUCUCGUCCAGAUGAACUUCAGAGAACCGGUCGUGCCCACCCCAUCCAGCGGCAGGGUAGUUCACGGAAUCCACCCUCACGCUCUUUUUUGAGGACUGGGGACCCUUAUCGACCGGGUGCCUCACAAGUAUCCAACUUCCCAUUUGCCUCUCGGGCGUCAGCUCAGCCAGCUCCUCUGUUCUACAGUGCCACUGAUGAAUUCCGGGAAGAAGACGAUGAAACGGAGCGGGAACGUGAAAUUGCAGAUUUCUAUGCGCUGCAACGGUCACGGCGACAUUUUGGAGACAGUCACCUGAAAGAGUCUUCUGAACUUGAUGAUGAUUCAGAACGGUCCAUAGGGUUUGACGAGGGUCACUCGCCAUACGGCGAUGAUCGGCCCGGCAAUGGGAAAGGGAUUAAAAGUUCAUGGCGAGGGGAGAAAGGGGUCAACGCUCCUCAUCAAUCUCGGAUCGAAGCUGUGGCGGAAGCGACAGAGCCAGAGCCCGGGCCUAGCUUCAGCCCAGGAAAUGGUAAAGCUCGAGAGAAUCUGGUUGACAUUGGGUUGGAGGACUCUAUUCGAGACAAGUUGGAUGAGGACGAUCGUGGCCCCUCCGAGAUGCUGGGCGACGAACCACCCAUUCAGCGCUUCCGAGAGAGACCAACAACCAAGCACAACCGCUUUGGGCUGAACCAAUUUGAAGCUUCCGCGGAACAUACUAAACCGUUCUCUCCAGAUGGCCCACGACCGCCAAGCUCCGCGGGCUCAUUCCCCACGUCUAUCUCCCCGCUCGCAUCCGAAACGUCAGUACAUGAUGUUUUUUGGGGCCAGUUGUUUUUGAUCUCUCUGGCCGGUCUAUUUGCCACGGCGUUUCUUGUCUAUCUUCAUACAUCAAAACCAUCCGGGGACCAACGGAAGUGGGGUGACACGAUCUACUUCACCGUCCACCGGUCUUUCUUUCUUCUUGGAAUUUAUACUCUGAUCUCGAUCUUCGUGUCACUUGUUUGGCUUGCUUUGCUGCGAUCAUACGUUCGACUUCUAGUCUACGUAAUAAUCGUCGCGGUUCCCGUCAUUUUAUACUCUUUUUCCUUAUACCCAUUUAUCUCGAGCUUCAAGGGCGAAUGGCAUGGAUCUAGCUUCCAGGAUAAGGCCAUGCGCUGGGCUUCGCUCGUCCCAUUCCUGAUGGCGAGCCUCUGGAUUUACAAUGUUGCGCGAGGCCGUCAGUCCAUUGGCAAAGCGAUCGGCGUGCUAGAAUUCUCCUGUCGAAUCCUGGCAGCGAACCCGGAGCUUCUUGUCCUGGGGUUGUGUGUACUUGCUUGCGUUGUCUCCUGGACCUGGAUAUGGAUGCUCAUGUUCACACGUGUGUUCUUGGGCGGCCACCUGGCUGAACCGAGAUCCUUCAUCAUUGACCUGAGCAGCUGGUGGCUGGGGGUCUAUUUUGUGAUAAUCUACCUGUGGUCGAUCGGAGUGAUAGCUGGUAUUCAGCGUGCUGUCACGGCUGCCACAGUCAGCCAAUGGUAUUUUCACAGACUAGCAAGUCCAGCGCCCACCUCCAGGCAAAUUGUUCAGGCUGCCAUCGUCCAUGCUACUACAACCCUGUUUGGUACGAUCUGUCUGUCUCGCCUUCUCAGUCUACUGAUUCGGCUUCCACUGCUCUUGCUCCCUAGUCGUGUAUCAUCAUUACUAGCUCUCUUUGCCUAUUCCCUUAUCCCAAGCCCCAUUACCUACCUCACAAACCCUCUCUCCCUCACCUAUGGAGCUAUUCAUUCACAGCCACUGGCUGCAUCUGCUCGCGGACUGAGCCAGAUGGCUAUUCUUGCUCCGUCGGCCGCUUCAUCGUCACUUCACCCCCGCGCUUAUUCUCGCUCACCGGGGACUUCGGCGUCACUGCUCUCAUACCGGCUCUCUAAACUGAUCCUCCACGCUGCCCGCUUCAUGAUGUCAUUGGCGCUGGGAUUCGGUGGCUGGGUGACCACGGCGCGUAGCCUGACCACAGUCGCCACUGGGAAUACGAUUCGGGGUAGUCUAUACGCCUAUAUCGUGGGCCUUAUUGCGGGUAUGAUUGGCUGGAGUAUUCUUGGUGCCAUGGAAAGCGUCAUUGCGGAUAUUGUAGAUGCUUCAGUGAUAUGCUGGGCAAGCGAGGUUGGCAUUUAUGGUCGCGAGGCCCGGUACUGCCGUGAAGCUGGAUGGCUAUUUGGUGAUUCGAAUUCCGAUUUCCAUCCGGAGUACCGGGAAGUUUGA